Molecule: messenger RNA, 3762 nt
Organism: Phanerochaete carnosa HHB-10118-sp
Lineage: Eukaryota; Fungi; Basidiomycota; Agaricomycetes; Polyporales; Phanerochaetaceae
Exons: 19
Coding region: 1-3762 (1253 amino acids)
Biological process (GO): nuclear-transcribed mRNA catabolic process, 3'-5' exonucleolytic nonsense-mediated decay
Cellular component (GO): Ski complex
Molecular function (GO): ATP binding; RNA helicase activity; RNA binding
Source: RefSeq, a predicted model, not a curated record
AUGGACAUCGACGCACACGAGGAAGUCCUCGACAAGCUCCUUCACCCAAAUAAACAACAUGCAAAGGAUCUUUUGAAAGAGCUUGGUCUUGCAGGCCUGCCUUCGCGAGAACAAGUACACCGCGAAAUCGAGGAGAAGCUACUCCUUCCUCAGGAUAAAUUUCCGGAGCACUGGCUCCCGUCGUAUCAGGUACACUGGGAAGAGAAGCUGGACAUCCCCUCUCUGCUCAGCUGCGAACCAUCGCCUCCACCCACUAGCCUUUCCUUCGUCCGGUCAGGUCUCCACGGGAAGGUUACAGGGUAUGCAGAGGUUCGCAAUCCUCCUGUAGCCUCUGGCUUGACCUCCACAUCGCUAGAUCGAGCACCGGCUCCAAGCACAAAUUUUGUCAGAGGAAAAACUGGUUUCGUGCCCUUCUGGCCUGGUGGCCUAGAAGAGGUAACUAAGGAUGCGAUAUCUAUCAAAGAUUUGGACGAGAACACCAAAGGGCUCAAGAGGAUACCUCCUGGUUUCAGCAGAGGCUUACGACUGCCCGGUGAUACAGACGAUACCGAAGACGAGGAGCUUGCUGAUAUCAACACACGGUCAAAAAUCGAUCUUCAGCUGACGUUCUUUGUGCAGAAUGGCGAUGUCUACCAUCCAGAGGAUGAAGCACAAGCCGCUAUCCAAGAACAGAUCGGUUUCACAGAGAUCGAUGACCUGUUGCCUGCCUCGAGAGCUCACUUGAAGCCGGUUAUUGCGACCGCCCGGCCAUUGCGCCGCAAGGUCGAGAAACGUGAUUGGGCGCACGUCGUCGACAUCAACAAGCCUAUGAAAAACUUCCACGAACUUGUACCCGACAUGGCUCACAAGUAUCCUUUCGAGCUUGAUACCUUCCAGAAGGAAGCUGUUUAUCAUCUCGAGAUGGGUGACUCAGUCUUUGUAGCCGCGCAUACGUCUGCGGGUAAGACUGUGGUGGCAGAAUACGCCAUCGCGCUGGCAGCCAAGCACAUGACCCGCGCCAUCUACACCUCGCCCAUCAAAGCCUUGUCUAAUCAAAAAUACCGUGAUUUCAAGCAAACGUUCGACGCAGCCAACGUUGGCAUCCUGACUGGAGAUGUGCAGAUCAACCCAGAAGCAAACUGCUUGAUCAUGACGACCGAAAUUCUGCGAAGUAUGCUCUACAAGGGCGCAGAUCUCAUUCGGGAUGUUGAAUUCGUCAUCUUCGACGAGGUGCACUAUGUAAACGACGCAGAACGAGGUGUCGUAUGGGAAGAGGUCAUUAUCAUGUUGCCAGACCACGUCAACAUUAUUCUACUUUCGGCGACGGUACCAAACACUAAGGAAUUCGCCGACUGGGUCGGACGCACCAAGAAGAAAGACAUCUAUGUCAUUUCCACUGCCAAGCGUCCGGUCCCGCUCGAGCACUUUCUGUACGCCGGACGAGACUUUCACAAAAUUGUUGAUGCAGAGCGUCACUUCGUGGGCGAGGGCUAUAAAGCUGCAGGCGAAGCCCUCCGUCGCAAACAAGACAAGGAGCGGGAAGCGGCUGGUUUGCCGCCUGUUCAGCGCCUCGGCGCGCGUGCGGCAGCACCACAGCGUGGCGGGCGAGGUGCACCCACAGGGAGGGGCGGCCAGCGAGGCGGCACGCCUGCCCGUGGCGCAACACCUGCCGCGAGAGGUCCCACUGGCUCUGGACGCACAUUCCACCAGCCGGACAAGAAUCUCUAUGUUCACCUCAUCGGGAACCUCAAGAAGAAGUCGUUGCUACCAGUGGUGGUGUUCACAUUCUCAAAGAAGCGAUGCGAGGAGAACGCGGGUACGUUGACGAACCUGGAUCUGUCGACAUCUGUGGAGAAGAGUGAGGUGCACGUUAUGAUCGAGAAGGCGCUUUCUCGGCUGAAGGAUGCGGAUAGACGGCUGCCGCAAAUUCGAAGGAUGCGUGACCUUCUGUCUCGUGGCAUCGGCGUACAUCACGGAGGUCUCCUGCCCAUCGUUAAAGAAGCGGUGGAGAUGUUGUUCGCACGAGGUCUAGUGAAAGUGCUGUUCGCUACAGAAACAUUUGCUAUGGGUGUAAACAUGCCGGCCAAAUCAGUCGUGUUCUCACAUACUAGGAAACACGAUGGCAAGAGCUUCCGGGAGGUCCUUCCUGGAGAGUACACUCAGAUGGCUGGUCGCGCUGGCAGACGUGGUUUGGACGCCACAGGCACAGUGGUGCUCGUGGCUAACGACGAGCUACCAGAGCAAACAACACUGCAAACCAUGAUCCUCGGCACCCCAUUGAAGCUGCAGUCACAGUUCCGCCUCACCUACAACAUGAUCCUGAACUUGCUUCGAGUCGAGGCACUUCGGGUCGAAGAAAUGAUCAAGCGAAGUUUCUCCGAGAACGCUUCACAACGACUGCUCCCCGACCAGCAGAAGAAAGUCAUCGAGAGCGAAAAGCAGCUAUCUAUGCUGCCGAAGCUCGAAUGCGACAUCUGCCGACCAGACAUUGAGAAGCUCUACGAUGACACCGCCGAUAUCGUAGAAUAUAAUUUCCGGUUGCUUAGCAUGGAUGACAGUCAUAGAUCCAAGGGCUCAAAACAGCUUUUGCAGCCGGGUCGCGUUGUUGUUCUCGUCGACGGGCACUUUAGGUGCAAUAUUGCUGUGGUUCUCAGGCCAGCACCCGCACCUACGACUUCGUCAGGUGUUAUAGAGAAGGCAAAGACAUACGAAGUGCUUGCGGUUGUGUCUCCGGACACCAAGGAAGGGAAGAAUGACGUGGACGCACAGGCGAUACCACCGACCUGGCCACCAAAAGCAGAGUCGAUGCUUGUUGACAAGGCGACCUACGAGUAUAACACCGUGUCUCUCAACAGCAUCGCCCUCGUGACUGACCGAGUCGUCAAAAUCGACUUCGAGCAGGUCGCAACCGUCCGUCGCAUCACGAAGAUGAACGAGGCGAGGGACGUCCUUCUUAGCGUGAUCCACGAAUGGAUCGCGAGCGGUAACGGGGUGCCUGAAGUUGACUGGAAGGCCCGCCUUAAGGCCUUCGAGUUUCAGGAAACGGUGCGCGCGAGGGAUGAGCUCGUGAAGCGGCUGCCUGGAUACACGUGCAGAGAGUGUCCGGACUUUGAGCACCACUAUCAAAUACUGCAUGGCGAGGAAGUCCUGCGGGCAAACAUAGCAUGGCUUAAGCUGGCCAUCUCGGACCAGAACCUGGAACUCAUCCCAGACUAUGCGCAACGUGUCGACGUCCUGAAGGAUCUUAAAUUCAUCGACCAAAACUCGACCGUGCUCCUUAAGGGCCGCGUGGCAUGCGAGAUCAACUCUGCGAAUGAGCUCGUCCUCACGGAACUCAUCCUCGAGAACACGCUGGCGGCGUACGACCCCGAGGAGGUCGCUGCGCUCCUCUCGUGCUUCAUCUUCCAGGAGAAGACCGAUGUCGAGCCCGUCAUCCCGCCGAAGCUCAAGGAGGGCCUCGACGCCAUCGUCGCGAUCGCGGAGCGGGUAGAACGUGUGCAGGAGGCGCACAAAGUCCCGGGCGAGGAGUUCCGCCAGCUCAAGAUUGGACUCGUCGAGGUAGUGUAUGAGUGGGCGAAGGGCAUGCCAUUCGAGCAAAUCACAGACCUGACGGACGUUGCGGAGGGCACCAUCGUGCGGUGCAUUACGAGGCUGGACGAGACCUGCCGUGAAGUUCGGGACGCAGCUCGUGUCAUCGGAGACGCGGAGCUAUUCAAGAAGAUGGAGGAAGCGCAACUCAAGAUCAAACGAGACAUUGUAUUCGCCGCAAGCCUGUACUUCUGA